AUGCAGACCGUUCCAAGCCUUGUUGGAACUGGCACUGCUGUUGCUGCCGCUGCCACUGGUCUAGCCUUUAGUCAACCCACCGACUCGAACUUGAUUACCGAUCGCCCAACAACGAACAAACGGAAAUCGACUUUGGACCGCGAGGCUCCCGACCUCCGCCGCCCUGCUACGAGCCACCAAAGGUCAGCCACACUGCGGCAGAGUCGGCAAGAGCACGGCCUGGCAUCUCCCGUCUCCUCCCCUCGGAGGUUUUCUUUCGACCGGCAACUCCCAGGUCUCCAUCUCAACCCACCUGUGGAUGAGGAUUCCCUUGCGGAGCAGCCAGCUCAUCCGUUAGUUCGUUGGUCGUCCUUUUUCCAUUCCCGCGUCAUUGAACUCGGGGUCAAGGCCAUCUCAUCACGCACACACGACGGUGGACCCCUCACCUUUGUGAAGCGGAUCACUACAGUUUCCAAGUCCCGCGCCCCCGUCUACCUAACACAGCCUAGCAACGUUUCGUCCAAGACGACAGACGACGCUGUCGAUACAUCCAAGCAAACUUCGGCGCUUGCCAGAAGCCGAAAUGUCUCGUCACCCUUGCCGCCCCUAUCUCGACUGUCGAGCUUUAAUAUCGACCUAGCAAGGCUCAGCGCCGCGUCGCCUUCCCCUUCUUCGGCGGGCGCCAUCUCUCCAACGGUACGACCUCACCAACCAUCCGGGAGCUCGCAGGCCUCUGGUUCCAUGGCCCCUCCGGGAUUAUCCCGCAACUACCGGUCCCCAACAUUGGUCAGUUCCGAUUUUGAUGGCCGGGAUUUCAUGUCUGGAGACGACGAUGACACAGACUUCAAGAGCGAUACGAUCUUUGACUCGAUAAGAACAGUUGCUUCUGGUCGGAUCCGCUCAGCUGAGACCCCUCUCGAAUCCAUGUUUGAUGAAUCACCUCCUAGCACUGCUGGGCAUACCAAAGCGAAGAGAUCCUCCAUCCAAGAAGUUCGAAUCCGGACGUGGGAUGGCGACAACGACCGGAUCCUAGAGGAGGAUGAUGAAGGAGCCCUAACUCCCGUCCGCCUUACGCAUAGUAUUGAGCGUCUCCAAGAGCCGGCGGCGAUCCUGAAAGGUGACCGGUUUACGCUGGGUGCUGCCACCAAUCACUAUUCCCUUCCGAACGGGGACUUUGGCCGGCUUUCACUUGAUGACGAGGAUGAGGACUGGACCAAGGACGACUACAUGGAUCAGGAUACUCUGCUGGCUAACCGCCUUUCACCACCGUCCAAGAAUGGCGUGGUGAACAUGAGGAACAUCAAUCCCAAUCUUAGAGUAGCGCUAGCCUCCAUUAGCGGCAACCGCCAUUCCGAAGGUAGGAGCCCAACCACGACUGAACGACCAUUGAGCACUCUCUUCGAUUGGAGCGAACCGCCUGUGCACGAAAAGCAGGACGGCGAGGGCCAAUCCCAGCGACCCAAGACGGUUCACGGGAAACAAGACAUCGACAUGAGGGGUGGUAGAGCCGCAACAAGAAAAGGCCCCGCGCCGGCCCACGUUAGGAGCCAGAGUGUGCCCGUUGUUCACGACCAGGCUGAGCAUCACAAGGCACCAGCGCCGAAGUUCGGGACCUGGGGACUAGGCAGCAAGGGCGGCUCGUGCAGGAGCUUCGUCGUCCCCGAGCCUAUCCAAGCGUCGCAGUCCAGUGUCAAAGCACACUCGGGCCAGAUCAGGGAACUCUCGCUUCUGGUUAAUGACCUCAAGAGACUCUGCCGACAUGGCCGUGAUAUGGACAUGUUGGGAGGAUUCCACGCUGGCCUCUGGAAGGAGGCAGAGGGGGUCAUUGCUCUAGCCUCGCCCGACGAAGACGAGCCGAUGAAGGAUGUUGGAACGAGCUCAUCGUCAUCCCCUGCCUCCGAGGUCCCAUGUAGUAUUACCGGUCGGAUCAUCGAUGAUGGAUUCGACGCUGCAUCGCUCGACUUUUCAGACAUCAGCAUGUCCAAAACAACAGUCGUCCGCUCCCGCCACUCGAUCCGCCGACGCUCCGUCAUCCCGGAUGACGACAUUUUUGGAGCGUGGCCCCUUCCCGAGGAUGGCUCCCUGCCCGAUAGGCCUCGGACUCCCGAGAAUAGACCGGCCCCGCGCGGAGGUGAUGAUGUUUCUGGCAUCGUUCGGACGGUCAUGGACGCCAUGCAACAACGCUCGGUUUCGACCCCGGUCCACGGACAGGCGAACAACAAGGUCCACUUUGAUACCACUAGUCUAAAAGCUCUCGUCAAGAGGGCUGGUGAUCUUCGAGAUGUCCUCUCCGACUUGGUUCGCAAGGCCGACCCCAUCGGGGCCAGUCCCGCGCGCACCCUCGGCAUGACGGCAGCCCUGCCUUUACCCGAGUAUUCAACGAGCCCCCUCGAGCCCCUCGCGCCGGCUACCUCACAGCCGAAGCAAUAA
Parascedosporium putredinis is the source of this 2409-nucleotide messenger RNA. Lineage: Eukaryota; Fungi; Ascomycota; Sordariomycetes; Microascales; Microascaceae. The record is from the annotation of a GenBank genome assembly.